UUGUGGUGGUGGGGGCGUCCCCGUCCCCGGGGGCAGUCUGUUGGCUUCUCCCGCUCUCCACGCGUGUGUGACGAGCUGGAGAACGCGGAGUCUGCUGCGCACGCCCAGGACGCCAGGUCUGACCCGAAAGAAAAACCCUCAGCUUCAAGCAGACUAUGAGGCGCGACGUUCGGCGGGCUCCUUCCCGGAAGCGGAAGCUCAGGGGGCGGGACAAGGGAGGUCCAGAAGUCUCGGCGGUUAAUUCUUUUCUCAGUGCUUCAUUUCCCUACGUCUGGGCGGUCCUGAGGCUGAGAGAAAUGGUCAGGUCCGGAUCUCGACCGGGCCAGGUGGCAUCUUCAGGAAGGCACCCCGGAUCCAAGUUCACAAAUGGAAAGAAAGGGACCCACAUAAGAAAUGUAGCACAUUUGAAUGCAGGCUCUGCCUGUCCUGUUCAUUCUGAUUCGGAAAGUCAGACAGAAACUGCACUUGAUGGUUGCGCUUCUUUGCUACAGGACAUUUUGAAAAACGAAGAUUCAGGUUCAGAAGUAGUGUAUUUGGAAAGUAGAUGCAAUACCAAACCUUUAGAAGGCAGAAAAUACAGAUCUAAAAAGAAAGGACCUGAAAAACAUGUUCCUUCAGUGGUCCGAAAAGAGAUAUUAUCUUCAGAAAAUAAGAAGUGGACAUCUAAUGAAGCGUGUCCUGAAAGUGACAUAGCACAGCAUUGGUCACUACAAGACCAUUAUAGGAUGUACUCACCGAUAAUCUACCAAGCCCUCUGUGAGCAUGUGCAGACUCAAAUGUCACUCAUGAAUACCUUGGCUUCAAAAAAUGGCCCCAGUGGAAUGCCUGCUGCGUGUCAUACUGUGUCUGGUUCAGACUCUCAGGCAGCACCACAUUCUGGUUAUGGCUGUUCUGCUUCCACUGCAGGCUGGCCCCCUGAGCAGCCGUCCUGCCCUCUAAUGGUUCACUCUCAAGUUCAGACUGAUGACAAUAUCCAGCUUGGGUCACAAAGUCAGAUGACAUCUGUGAACCACCCUGAUGUUCCCAGGAAUUCAUUUAGUGACCGACCUGGAGUUCCGUGUGGCCUUCCCCACACUGGCAGAGCAGCUGCUCCCAUGUUUCAGCCACUGAAUCUUGCUAAUUGGAUUCUGCCACAACAAAGGGCUCCUAAGGAAGCAGACCUACUAAAGUGUUUCCAAACUCACAUGUCUCCAUUUCCAGCUCAUGGAAAAGACGCUCUCUUGGACAGUCAGGCAUACCAAAGCCCUUCUCAGUUACAGCCAGCCUUUUUGGCCACUAAUGAGGAAAAAUGUGCCAAAGAACAAAUUGGAAAGGCCACAAAUGAAGGAAAGUAUUUAACCAUACAUGUGCAAGAUGCAAAAAUAGCCAAGAAUGUGCAGCAGGCAGAAAAUGUGAGCCAGACUGCUGAAAAAGUCAGAAUGGCCAAGUGCUUGCUGGGAGAACUCAAGGCCCUGGUCGCCGAGCAAGAGGACUCAGAAGUUCAGAGAUUGGUGGCAGAAGUAGAGGCAUGUGUGUCUGGACUGUCAGCAGGGAGUGGCCACACUAAUGUGGAAGUUGAAAUAGCGCUGGCCCUGCAGCCACUAAGAAGUGAGAACGCUCAGCUGCGAAGGCAACUGAGAAGUUUGAAUCAGCGCCUCCAAGAUCAAGAGAAAACUGUGAAGGCGCCGAGUAACCUUGAAUUGUUUUCCGUUCAGUCAUUGAACAUGUCACUGCAAAAUCAACUGCAAGAGUCACUGAAGAGCGAGGAAUUACUACAGAGUAAAAAUGAAGAGCUCCUAAAAGUGAUAGAAAACCAGAGAGAUGAAAACAAACAACUUACUACUUUAUUUAAAGACAAAGAACAAACUCUCCUGCAAAAUAAACAGCAGUUUGACAUUGAAAUGACAAGAGUGAAAAUUGAGUUAGAGGAAGCCCUGGCCAAUGAGAAGAACUCUCGGUUUAAAUUAGAGACUGCAGAAAAGGAAAACCAGAUACUGGGAAUGACACUGCGCCAGCGUGAUGCUGAGGUUGUGCGACUUAGAGAAUUAACCAGAACUUUACAGAACAGUAUGGCAAAGCUGCUCUCAGAUCUUAGUGUGGACACUGCCAGAUGUAAGACGGGGAAUAACCUCACGAAGUCACUCCUGAGCGCCUAUGAUCAACAGCUUCAGCAGGACCCCACCCCUCCUCACACUUCCAUAAUGAGCUACCUCAAUAGACUAGAAACGAAUCACAGCCCUGCACACUCAGAGCCAUUUAACAUUGCAGAAAUGACAGAGCCACACAGACUCGGUGAAAAUGUGCUGCCCUCACAAGGCCCCAAACAUAGUGACAUGAGUGCAGUGGAUGGGGCCUCUGCACCUGGAGUUGUGUCUGCUGCUGUAGUGGAGGAUUCUGACACAGACUGUGAAACUAUCACUUUAAUAGAAGAUGGGUGUAACUUGGACAAUACAGUUUAUAUUCCUUUUGCAAGAAGCACUUCUAAAAAGCAUUCGCCGCUCUCUAAGAGACUCUCCCCCGAGGCAAAGAUGAGUGCUGCUACAACCCAGCUCAUCAGCAGCAAUGCACUUGCUUCUAAGAGAGAAAAUAAACUAGGUGCGCCUGCAGUUUGUUCCUCACAAAAUGGAGCAGAAGAUGUGUCUGGAAACCUCUCCAGGCCAUAUGACACAGAGGACAUGCAGCUCCUCAGGAAAAUAAAAGAAGCAAUUGGUAAGAUCCCGGCUGCUGCUGCUACUGCUGCUGCUGAGCACCCAAAGGAGCAGGCCCCACAUGGCCCAUCAGCCUGUCACAGCUCUGGUGUCCCUGUGAGGGGCAACAUUGUCAGUGAUGGCAGCUUCCUAAAUUCUGACUUGAUGUCAGAGUGGAGCAUCUCCUCUUUUUCAACAUUCACGUCUCAUGAUGAACAGGACUUCAGAAACGGCCUGGCAGCAUUGGAUGCCAACAUAGCUAGACUGCAGAAGUCCUUAAAGACUGGCCUGCUGGACAAAGGAGUUUGGAAGGAAACUGAAUGAGUGCUUCUCAAAAAGUAGGACUUGGCUACAUUCAUAGUUUAUUUUAGGUUUCCUUAGAACACUUUAUAUUAUUAAUUAUGUAUGAAAUAAUAAAUGGAGUAAAUUUACUGUUGAAAUAUUUUAACACCUGAAGCUUAUAAAAAUAAUUUUUUAAAGAAACUAACAAUUGCUGAGAGAAGGAAGUUGUAGCUAAGCAAGUGUUGCUGUGCUUUACAGCUUCACAGAGAGAAUUAAUUAUUCACUGUGCAACUGCUGGGCCGUUGGUGGGUACCGAGGGUUUCUGGCUGUCUGGAAGGAUGAUGGAAAAGGAGUCAGUGUUGUUUAGUUUCCUCUCUGCUCUGGAGUAACUCCUGUUACUUAAUGAUAGUGUGCUUGUGUAUAGGAUGCUCUGUGUUACAGACCAGUGCUGCUGCUGAAAUGCAAAACAUUCCAGAGACAGAAAAGGUGCCAGGGUACCCACCUCAUGCAAGGCAGUGAUUGGUCCAAGGAAAUAUCAGUACCCUUAGUUAAUAUAUGCUCCUUAAAUCUUGGGCACUUUAUUUAUGUUUAUUCUGAUUGUAUAUUUUAAGACCUUUAAAAAUAAAGUCAGACUGAUAAGGUAAUGCUAACUGGUUGCAACCCUUGCCCACCCCUGCACUAGCUAGGAAACACCAUCUGCCUUCCUUCCCUCAACCCCGCCUUCAGGGAGAAAACUCCUGGCUUCCUCACCUUUUCUGGCAACCUACCUGUAAUAGAAGUUUUAGUUUCUUUGUAAACUCAGUUAUGUUAUGUAAGUAUGUUUUUGUUUUAAUCCCAUGUGUACAAUUUUAGUUUGGGCUUUAGUACAUCCACAGCUGAUAAUUGCUUCCUGCAUUGUGCAGCACGGAGAGGGGUGUGGUCUAGGACUUGGAAGAAGAUGAAUAGGAGAGCCUGGAGAGAGAAAGUGUGGCAUAUAGCAGCUUGGAGAGGCCAGAAACAGAUGGACAGCGUGAUGUCUUGAGAUGGAGGGAGACGUUUCAACGCGG
Molecule: messenger RNA, 3994 nt
Organism: Acomys russatus (golden spiny mouse)
Lineage: Eukaryota; Metazoa; Chordata; Mammalia; Rodentia; Muridae
Gene: Ccdc14
Product: coiled-coil domain containing 14
Exons: 13
Coding region: 156-2990 (944 amino acids)
Biological process (GO): protein localization to centrosome
Cellular component (GO): centriolar satellite
Source: RefSeq, a predicted model, not a curated record